AUGCGGGAGAUAUUCGAAGACGAAAGCUUCUACUACCUGGUGUUGGAGCUGGUCUCCGGAGGCGAGCUGUUUGAACACCUCAUCCGGAACGGGGCGUACAGCGAGCAGACCGCGGCAGCCCUCCUGAGGGACCUCGCCGCGGCCCUGCGGUUCGUGCAUCGGAAGGGUAUCGUGCACGCCGACGUGAAGCCGGAGAACCUCAUGCUGUCCUCCUGGGACGACGACGACGCGCGGGUGAAACUGGUGGAUUUCGGCUGCUCGUGCGGCGCUGGGCUGGGCGUGCGGCAGGAGUUGGACCGAGGUGAACGUAUCAACGGAACACCUGCCUAUUGGCCACCGGAGCUUGUGCAGUGCGAAGACGAAGGCAUACCAUACAAUUUCACCACUGCGGCGGACAUGUGGGCGAUGGGCGUGGUGAUGUUCAUCAUGCUGGUGGGCGUUCACCCCUUCGAUCUGGAAGGAGGCACGAGCGACGUCGACAUACUUCGCCGGGUCGUCGAGGCCGAGGUCCCGGUCGAAGAAGGCGUUACGGAUCACCUGUCAGAGGCCGCGGUGGAUCUCAUGCAAAAGCUCAUGGAGAAGGAUCCGAACAAGCGCCUGUCAGCGGACGCCAUGCUUCGGCAUCCCUGGACAACUGGCGAACGUGCCAGCCAGGACGUGAUGGAAGGGGUCGACGAGAAGCUGGCAGCCUUUCAACAAGUUGUGAAAACCAACCUCGAAACUGGUCUGUUCGCCAUCCUGGUGAAGGAAUCGCUAAAAAAUGGCGGUAGUCCAACCUCUUCUGCCACUGGUCCCGUCAGGGCUACGGGUACUCCAGCAAGCGUUGAGGAGGCCGUGGAUGUAAUACGUCAGGCAUUCUCCAGCUUCGACCAAGAGGGCAAGGGUUUCGUCAGCGCCGCAGAUAUCUCGAGGGUGCUAGCCGAGUCUGGAGAGGGAACUCUAUCGGACGAGGAGUCGCUGGAGCUCGACAAGGCGGUGGCGAGUGCCAACAGAGGGCAGCGAGGUGUCAACAUGGAGAGCUUCGAGAAGAUGAUGACUUCCCUCGAGACGGUAGAAUUCCAGCGGGGAGAUGUUGUUUUCGCUGAAGGGGAAGAUGUGGAAGAGUCUCCCUACAUGUACAUCCUCGGCAGCGGAAAGGUGGAUCUGUUGAAGCGAGUACAUGACGGCGCUCCCCCAGUCAAGCUGGCGUCCUUAUCGAGCGGCGAUAUUUUUGGCGAAUCGGCCAUGAUCCAAGGCGGCUCGAGAUCGGCGACCGUGCGAUGUGCGAGUGAAGUCCAGGCGGUUCGAAUCGGCAAAGACAGCCUCGGACGUAUGAUGAAGGGCACGAAGACGGCAUCCGCCAAUUUGAGAGAGAUGUCUAUUCUUCGUGACAUCAGCCGCGCCAAGACUCUGCUAAGAGCUGUGGGGAGUAUCACACAGAGAAGGUUGCCCGCAGGAAGUGCCGUUGUGCAGCAAGGGGAUCUAGGAGAUUCAAUGUACACCGUGGUAGAGGGGAAGUUGGACGUGAGAGCGAAAGGUCGAGAAGGAGAAGGCAAUGGCAGGGCCGGACACCCGUACGGAGAUAAGGUGGCAUCUCUCAGUGCCGGAGAUGUGUUCGGAGAAAUGGCGCUGAUGCUCAAGCAACCCAGAAGCGCAACUGUGGUUUGCUCUUCUCCGACCCUGCCGGGAGAGGGGGGCGGAACGGAUCGGGUCCCGGGGGGCUUCUGCGUGGUUAACGAAAUUAAGGGCGAGGAUUUCGUGAGAAUGCUCAAACAAUCCGAUAGCUUCCUGAAGAGCAUGAAGGUCAUCAUGCGCACGCGCCUAUUCAGGCGCGCGAUGCUGCUGUUGACAGCUGCAGGAACCGAAACCCUUUCAAAAGAGAAGAUGCGUGCUGCGUUUGAAAUGGUCGACACGGAUAAGAGUGGAUAUCUUGACGCCAACGAGGUCUUGGAGGCGUUGAAGAAACUCGAGAGCAGUCUUGGCGAGUUCGAAGAACCAGGGCAAGGCCAAAGCCAAGGGCGACGACGAUGGCAAUGCCAGGUCCGUCAGAGGAAGACGUGGACGCCUUGCUGGCUCUAGCCGAUCUUGACCGGGAUGGCUACAUAUGCUUCGACGAAUUCUGUAGGAUUCUGCUGUGGGAGGAUGGGUGUAAGGAUACCAACGGCAACACCGAUCCAACUGGGCCCACCGAGCCCAAGUAGCGUCUUCAACCGAUACGGGAACCGCCUAUCUGAUGUAAUUCAUUCAAGCCUAACCCGUCCGGUGUCAUGUAGGCAACGGCAUAAAGGUUUGGGUUUGGGUUCACUCGCGUGGCAGGAAUGUUCAUCUACAUCCUUCGGCGGGCGCAGUUGUGGACCUUGUGUUGCGACCUGUGGUAGAGCAGGUUGUUUUGACAAAAUAUCAGGCCGGGGGUUGUCCGGCCUCGAGUUCUGAAGCCCGUCUUGUAUUCUUUUCACGCGACGAUACGUUCCACCAUUUGAACAGUCCCGGGUUUUGGUCGCGUUGUCCUAACCGAUGUAAAUCAAGACCAUUUAGUUUUCUCUCCAUCCGUCAUUUGAGGUGAACCAUAAAUAGAUGUGGUGGUGGGUGCUGCUGUGCUUUAUGAAAUGAUAGCCCGGCCUCAUCCAAAGCCCUUUCCUUUUUCUCCAGGCAGGUUUUGUUAUGUAUGUGUGGGGUCGAGCAUUAUAGUAGGAGUCUUGGUCGCGGUGAUGAAGAAGGAUUUCCGAGUCCAUCC
This is a messenger RNA of Ectocarpus siliculosus, 2713 nucleotides long. The record is from the annotation of a GenBank genome assembly. Lineage: Eukaryota; Phaeophyceae; Ectocarpales; Ectocarpaceae.